Cloeon dipterum is the source of this 6124-nucleotide messenger RNA. It is a transcript of the gene Mef2, whose product is annotated as myocyte enhancer factor 2. Gene Ontology annotation, biological process: positive regulation of transcription by RNA polymerase II. Bases 624 to 1886 code for a protein of 420 amino acids. The transcript is spliced from 11 exons. The record is from RefSeq and is a predicted model, not a curated record. Gene Ontology annotation, molecular function: RNA polymerase II cis-regulatory region sequence-specific DNA binding; DNA-binding transcription factor activity, RNA polymerase II-specific; protein dimerization activity. NCBI's taxonomy places the organism in Eukaryota, Metazoa, Arthropoda, Insecta, Ephemeroptera, Baetidae.
CUGGCCUCUGCCAAUGGGUGAGCACCAAUAUCGUCAGCGCUCAAAUGACGUCAUAGGAAGUACAAGACAAGUGCAAGUAGCACCGAAUGAUCGAGUGUGCAAGGUGGUUGUUCCGUCGUAUGGUGGCUUACUUCCUCUGUUGCAGGGAUCGGAAACAUCUGGUGGACAACUUGUCACAACUUCUGCUGCUUUCCCUUUUCGCUGACACUUUACAUAAACAUCAAAAGCGCAGCAUUUCCUUGUGGCCAUGAAGAUUUCUGCGAUGGAGCCGAAAAGACCAGUGUCCAAAUCUCUGAUUCGCGCUGACCGGCUCCCGUUUGCGAGAACCUGAAACCCGGCUUGCGUCCGUCCGUGCGUCCGUCCGAUAUCUGGCGUCAGCAUCAGCAGCUCUUUGGCGAGUGCUGCUCGUGAUUUAAAUGCGCAUCGUGGUCGUUUGUCGCCGCUUGUGGUGAACUAUACUCGUUCUUUUCCGGCCGCUGAGCAGAGAGACGUCGCUGCCCGAGGACCGCCACCUGCGCAGCCCCGACGACGUGUUGCAGUGUUUAGCGUUGACCCAGGGUCCUCAACAGUCCUGCGCCAUUGCCUCCUCAGCAGCAAACUCCGCUUCCGCCGUCUCGAACGCCAUGGGACGCAAGAAAAUCCAGAUCUCGCGGAUCACCGACGAGAGAAAUCGUCAGGUGACUUUCAACAAACGCAAGUUUGGCGUGAUGAAGAAGGCGUACGAACUGAGUGUUCUGUGUGACUGCGAGAUCGCGCUCAUCAUCUUCAGCAGCUCGAACAAACUGUACCAGUACGCCUCGACCGACAUGGACAAAGUGUUGCUCAAGUACACCGAGUACAACGAGCCGCACGAGUCGCUCACCAACAAGAAUAUUAUCGAGGCCCUCAACAAGAAGGAGCACAAAAACGGCACUUGCAGUCCCGACAGCCCCGAGCCGGACGCCGACUACCAGCUCACCCCACGCACCGAGGCCAAGUACAACAAGAUUGACGAGGAGUUUCAGUUGAUGAUGCAAAGGAACCAACAGAUCAACGGCAGCAGAGUGUCAGGAAUGAGCCAGAGUGGGUACACGCUGCCGGUGACGGUGCCUGUGAACAGCAGUUACGGCGACUCGUCAGCUGGUCUCAUGCAGUCUAGUCCUCAAAUGGCGCACCCGAGCGUGAGCCCCCGGCCGUCGUCGUCCGAGACGGACACGGUGUACCCUGCGGAAGCGAUGCUGGACAUGAGCAACGGAUACCCGCCGUCGGCCUCCCCUCUGGGAUCGGCGUCGCCCGGACCCAGUCCCGGCAUCGCCAACAAAAGCAUGCAACAGAAACAGCCGUCGCCCAGCCGGUCGCACCUCAGGGUCGUCAUUCCCACGCCGCAGGGACCUCAGUUACCCUCUGAUGAAGUAAUUGAAGACAAUGUUGAUUACAAUCGAAAUCCGUCAAUACCGGGCAUGUCGUCGUACACAUCGUCCAUGAGUGCAUUCGGUCCGCAGGACUUCUCAGUUGGAAACGACAUCGGACUGGCCGGGCUGAACCCCAUACACAGCUGGAGCACUCCGGGGCCGUUAAGUUCCUCGCUCGGACACCCUAGUGGUGUGCUUCUCUCUUACAGCGGGCUGCCGCACUUGGCCGUCUCGAGCAGCACGCCGCCGCCCGUCUCCUCGCCGCCAGUCAAAAUCAAAAGCGAGCCCAUUUCGCCGCCCAGGGGCGAGGGCGGCGGCCACAUGUCCUCGCGGCCCAGCUCAACCGGCCACCUAACGCCCACUCCAGGUAUGAGGAACUGUUCAAGUACAAGUGUAAACCACGCGUCGCCUGGAGACCCUCGGCACAGCAUCGAGUACGACCCGGCCCCGAUGCAAAAGCGGUCGCGGCUGACCACGGAGGGCUGGACGUCUUAGUGGCACGCUUACGCGGCGUCGAGCGCCUACGACGCCACCUCUCUGCUGCAACAAGCGUCCAGCCAUUAGAGAAUAGAGCCAAAACACUCACUUUCUUUCUCUGUGCGUGUGAAACAAGCCAGUCACUCCACUCACUCAGUCAGCGAGCGAGCGAGCGAGCCAGCGAGCGCAGCCCAGCUGUCCGCGCCGCAGCCGCCUCUUCUGUCCACGCGGGCUCCAGCGAGCGAGCGAGCGAGCGCAGCGCAGCGCACAGUUUCGGCGCCGCCAGCAAAUUCUACGUACACGUACACACACACACUCACUCACUCACUCACACUCACGUCGCUAUGUAAGCUAUGAUCGUCUGCCGAUGCUGCUCGCACAGCAGAGGAGCCAUAAUUACGUUUUAGUCAAAAUCAAAUAUCGUCGCCACAUCACGGAAACAUUUGCUCAUCGUAUUGAAUUAAUGUUCUUGACAAAAAAGAAAUUUAAACAUGGAUGUUAAGCGAGCGAGUUAUCACGAUGUUUAUUAACCGCAGAGUGGAGGUUUGUUGCUCGUGGAUUGCGCCGACUAAAUUUCGUUGUGUUGUUGAACAAGAGAAGAUAUAAUAAUUAUUAUUGCUGUUUGUACAUACACUGGAUCACAUUCGUUCGUUUGUUCUCGCCACUGCGCUGUCAGGACAAACAUGGCCGCCUUUAGCGUCUCAUAGAAUUUUUUAAAGGGUGUAAACCAAAUUGAUGUAAAAUUCGAGCGCCUCGUAAUUUGUUUUUUCCUGAUUUUGAUGCGAAAUCUGGCGUAAAAAAGCUCAAUUUUCCAUUUCUUUCUCAUCGAGUCAAUUAUUGCGGAAUUACGACUUUUCAACCAUGUUGUUGGUGACGGCGCAGUGGGCGAAUCGAAAACUCGGAAGCGAACACACGCAAACUCUAAUUAUUUAUGUACAUAGACGAGGGCAGAUGAGAUUUUUUGAAAUUUUUUGUUCAGAAUAGUAGUGUCGACCACUCUGAUGGGAAUUAAAUUAAUUAAUUGAGAAAGAGAGACAGAGAAAGUAAUUGCCAGGAAGCAACCAACCAACACAUUACAACCACCAUCACCACAAAAGACUCGCUGAAUUUAUAUUUGUACUAGAAUAUAUUUUACUAACAGACUUACAAAAUUGCGAACAAAACAAACAAACGUGCUGGAUUGGAAGUUGUAUUCACAUAGAGCAGAGAUGAAAAAAAGAGAAAAAUUUAAUAUUUACAACAAGUUUUGGAUGGAUUCAGGGCCAAGCCCUUUUUAAUUACCAAAACGAAGGAUUGGUGUUAAUUAUCCGAUUCGCUGAGAGCUGCUGCUUCUGAAGAAACAAAUGCAAAACAAAACAAAAAGAAAGAACCACUAUGUGGGCUAGCUAGUUGAGUAAGUAGUAGACAAAUUUUCGAGGCCAUUCGUCAGCGCAAGGCAUCACACACUCUGACAAAAGAGAGAUGUUAAAAGUGGUCCAAAAAUUAUUUUUCUGACACGUACAGUACUAAAAAUUAAUGUUUUCUAUUAGCGCGUGCGGUGAAACACAUUCAGAUAUAUAAAUAAUGAUAAUGAAACGGCAUGCAGAGCGAUUGUCAUAGCAAUUUGUGUUUUCUUUGUAUUAAAUGUAGCCGAAAAUGAGAUAUAUCAUGUUUUGUUUUUCGUUGUGAUUUUUAUUUAUUUUGAUGAGAGAAAGAGAAAAAGAGAUGUUGGAGAGAGGGACGCGUAGCCAAACUAUUAAAUUGCGAAGAAAACGUUCGAGUCGAAACUGUUCUUUGGUAAGACAAAAUGCAACAACAACUCCAUAAAAUGUGCCGUGCUGCAAUAUCUGUUCUGUCGCUGCUCAUGCUUUUCGCUAUUGUAAAUGUGUGUGAAAAAAAAUACGAUUUGUAGAGUUUGUCUAAAACCGAAACAAGGAAAAGAAAAAAGUACUGUCCUGCAUCAGCGCUGCUGCAACAUAUCCCACACACACACGAACACGCGCACUCACUGCUGUCGCGCAGCCAGCGUUUUAACAAGUGUAAUUUUAAUUAUUGAAAUUAAAGAAACUGCCUUGUCGUUUGAAGGCUUUAAUCUUGAGGAACCAAGCAGAAAUGUCAAAAAGAAAAUGGUCAAUACACGCCUUCUCGAAAUUAGGAGCUUUGAUCCCCUUAAAAUUAAAAUUAGAAAUUGGCUUCAAAAAGCUUCAAAGAAACCAGCCUGCUGAGAAAUCAAAAUCGCCCCCCGCCCCCUGCCCCCGCCCCUACACUCACCCCCUCGGACAAGAAUAUAUAUAUAUAUUGUUAACUUCCUGUCGUUCAAGUCUCCCUGGAAUUAGCAACCAACCAACCAAGCAACACACCACGUGUCUAUUACGCGUUCUCACACACACACGAAACAAAAUUAUUAAAACGGGGUGUGUGUUUUUGUCACGUACCUCUUUCGUCCAGUUGUCCUUUAAAAGACCUCCUUGUAGGAAUGCCUUACUCUCAGUGCCUCGGUGUGUGUGUGUGUGUCUGAUGAACAUUUUAAAAAAUAAAAAUAAAUUCUUUGAGAGACAAAACAUCAACAACAACAACAACCCUGAGCGUAAUUAUAUUUAAAAAAAGAUUUUAACAUUGUUCUCAAAUUAAUAAGACACUCUUUGAGCUCUAAAUACGAUAGUGAAGUACGUAUAAAAAUUUAUCAUUGUUGAUCAUCACAGAUAUAUUUGCACGCAAUUAGAGGUGAAUCCGAUCUACCGAAGCGCAGAUGUGAUCUUUACUCGCGUGCGAACAGAGCAUAAUUGUUUAUUUCUUUUUAAAAUGGGAAGAAUUAAAAAAAACUGUCCGUGCCUUUCUCGUCGUUGUCAGACCUUCGUCGGAGUGCACCCCAUAUCACUCACACCCCUCGAUUGAAAUUUCGAUAUGUGGAUAUGUGUUUGUUCCGUUCAAUGUUACGAGACGUGUUGGUUUUUCUCUUCACACAUCAAGCUUUUGUGUCUUCCGCCGCCUUCUUUUUUGAGAGAAAAAAAUAAAUAAAUUGUUGCAAAUUGUCCCCCCGAAGAGAGGGUCGAGAGGGUCAAGUUUUUCUUCGAGAUCCAAUACUCAGGCCUGCCCGCGAGAGAUAUUGUCAAAAAUCAAACGGAACAACUAAUUGUAGAAUAUUUUAAUCAAUGGUGUAUGUACUUAUGCGACACAGAGGAAAGAAGCGAGCCACUCGGAAAAAAAAGAUUUUACAGUUUGUUCGUUUGUUUGUUUGUUUGACCAACACACGCGCGAGAGACAAAACAACAAAAUGCUGUUUUCAAUAUAUAUUGACCGUUGUAAAUAAUGAUUUUCGUCUCACACGAUAAGUGCAAUAUUUGUUGACAUGUCCAUGCAAAUGCAAAUAUAGAGGAACACGUGACAAAACUGAAAUAAAACAAUUGCAGUUAUUAAUUGUAUUCAAUGGAUUUUCGUUUCGAUGAAGCAAGAGCAAGUAAUAAUCGCAUCCAAUAAUAGUAAAAAUUACUUUAACCGUCGGCGGCGGCGACGCCGAUCAUGGGGCCGCAGCUCGAAAAAUAAAAAAAAAACAUUCGUGCCAUUUCAUUUCUCGGCCACCUCAUGUUUGGCGGCCAACCGGCUGAUUCAAUGGGUUGUGAAUAAAAAGUAUGUGUUUUCAACAAAAACAAAAAACAAAAAAUCAUGUCUAUCGGGAAAAAAACGCAAAAAAAAACACUGCAUUUCGUCCCCUAAGCUGGCUUUACGAUUACUCAUUGUUUAAGUUUUAUUCUUGCACACACAAGUUCAGGAAUUACAGGUAUAUAUUUUCAUUUUAAAUAACUAUCCUGUCACUAGUUUCUCCCAGGACAAAUUUCGUUUUUUUUUGUCACACAGUGGGGCACAACAACUCGAUAUACCGAUUCUUUUUCUCCUACUUUUUGUAGUGCCAAAAAAAACCAACCACUAACCUUUGGGCGCGCGCGAAGCCAAUUUUCUGGGUGGUGCAAACUACGCGAUAAUUUUCGUUAGAUACAAACACACGAGAGAGAGAGAGAAGAGAGAGAAAGAGUAUAAAUAGGACCUUUGGAGAGCAAAGUAGCGGAGAAAUGAAGAGAAUAAACCAUGCAGUUGCCACCUCUAUGUAUGAGUUGUAUUAUAUAAAGUUAUGAUUUUUUAAAAAAAAGAAAUUGUUAUGCUGUGAGAUGUAAUUUAGUUGUAAGAAGUGGUUUAAAGUGAGAAGACAACAAAUCUGUAACAAAAACAUGAAUGGUAUAAAAUUGAAAAGGAAAAUAAACGUGUAUAUAACUGAGAGUAAA